Molecule: messenger RNA, 597 nt
Organism: Aaosphaeria arxii CBS 175.79
Lineage: Eukaryota; Fungi; Ascomycota; Dothideomycetes; Pleosporales
Exons: 3
Coding region: 179-505 (108 amino acids)
Source: RefSeq, a predicted model, not a curated record
CGGCAUACACGAAGCAUGACGUACUUGAUAAUGCCUCAACAAACAUAUAAACUCGUUGAAUUGCGCCCUUGAUUUCUCAAUUUCAUUCUCAGAUUCUCAAAUUCUCAUACAACAACACUCUAUUCACAUUUUUGGUCACUUUCCCAAAUUUUCUUAUCAUACCACCAACAUAUUCAUCAUGUCCGCCGACGAUCAGUACGAGCAACAGAACGACUUCGCCCAGGGCCCCGCUGGCGACUCCAUGGACGAUGACUACAAGAGCCGUUCAGGCCAGUGCCAGAUUCCCGUACAGAGCGACUCCGCUCCCAUCGAAGAUCCAAUCGAUCCUGCUACCGCCGAUUCAGACGAGCAACUUGCUCGCGAUGAUCGUGAGGCCAUCGAUGAUGAUAAUAUCCUCGACUCCCGUACUCGAGGCGCAACUAAGAAGGCUGGUACCUAUGCUGAGCCAGGAGACGAGGAGGGUCUUCCAGGUCCAGACGAUGGUACAUCUGCCAUCCGAAAGUAAAUGUUUGAGAUGUAUACCAUAGCUAUAUGGUCCACAGCAAACAUUAUGAUACACUCUAUGAUACCUUGAGGAGUUAUUAGUUGAUUUAAUUG